Molecule: messenger RNA, 1640 nt
Organism: Frankliniella occidentalis (western flower thrips)
Lineage: Eukaryota; Metazoa; Arthropoda; Insecta; Thysanoptera; Thripidae
Exons: 9
Coding region: 359-1570 (403 amino acids)
Biological process (GO): cholesterol biosynthetic process; isoprenoid biosynthetic process
Cellular component (GO): cytoplasm
Molecular function (GO): ATP binding; mevalonate kinase activity
Source: RefSeq, a predicted model, not a curated record
CUGCUGGUCUUGCGGUGGGCUGUUGCCCUGCACCCUUACUCCGGAGAGAAGAAGCCUCCUAUGUAUGGGGAUUAUGAGGCUCAGCGCCACUGGAUGGAAGUGACACACAACCUGCCUGUAGAGGAGUGGAGGUGGUGGAUGAAUCCGAUGGCUGCGGUGGUAAAUUCAAUGUAAUUGUGGUUUCUGAUAAGUUUGAAGGAAAACCUCUCCUUCAACGGCACCGGCUAGUUAACUCAAUAUUAGCUGAGGAAUUAAAAGUUAUUCAUGCAUUCUCUCAAAAGACUUUGACACCCGAACAGUGGGCAAAACAAAAUACAGUAUAGCAUAAGUUUGGUGAAAUCAGUGCCUACAGAUCAUCAUGGAUAGCCUUCCAUCAAAAUUCAGCAUCACUGCACCCGGAAAAGUUAUCCUUCAUGGGGAUCAUUCAGUUGUAUAUGGUCAUCUUGCCAUGGCGGCCAGUCUUGAUUUGAAAACUAAAAUCGAGUUCACGUCCCUGGAUUCUGCCAGUUCUAAUCCACAAUUUGUUCACUUCAUUAUGCCCAAAGUUGAACUGAAUCUAAGUCUAUCUUUGAGUGAAAUGAACCGUAUAUUGUCUCUGACUGAUGGAGACUCGUGGGAUGUGAACAGUCCUCAAGAUGUUAAUUUUGACAAGCUUCUAGACAGUCUUGAAACUUUCAUGGCUGGCCAACCAAGCUUUCAGUCAUUGGGUGUACAACAGCAACAAGCAUUGAAAUGCUGCCUAUUUUUGAUGACGGCUAUAUUUAACCAUCCACAAAAAAGUAUGCUACCCACUCUGCAACCAUUCCGAUUGAAUGUAACAUCUGAGUUACCUGUAGGCGGUGGGGCAGGUUCCUCUGCUUCAUUUUGUGUCUCCCUUGCUGCUUGUUUUGUGUUAAUUGCUAGUUUUAGGGCUGAGUCUGCCAAAGAAUUUUAUCUUAAUGAUGAAAAGAAAGAGUUAAUUUCACACUGGGCUUUCUUAGGAGAGCGAAUAACUCAUGGCAACCCUUCAGGUCUUGAUAACAGUGUAUGUACCUUCGGAUCUCUAAUAGCUUUCCGGCGCCCUAACAGUAUGGAAAAAAUUCCUCUCCAUAAGGGGGUACGUGUCUUACUUGUGGAUACAAAAGUAAGUCGCAACACCAAAACACUUGUGGAGCGUGUUGCACGACUGAAACAGCGACAUGAAACAAUUGUGAACACAAUCAUGAAGGCAAUGGAUGGAUUAAGCUCUGAGGCCAAAACAUUAAUUAAACAGCUGGAUGAAGCCAAAGUCAAUGAAUCUAAAGACAGUAUUACAGAUUUGUUUUCAAGGCUUGAGGAGGUGUGGUCAAUAAAUCACAGUCUUCUACAGUCCCUGGGAGUAAGCCAUCCAUCAUUAGAACGUAUCAUACAGAUAGCAAGGGAUCAUAAUCUCAGUGGAAAAUUGACAGGAGCUGGUGGAGGAGGUUUUGCUAUUAUCCUAGUUCCUGACAAUUCUGAUCUUGCAUCAGUGAAAAAGAAUCUGAUCAACAAUGGAUUUGAUGUGAGAGAUGUUGAACUAGGAGGACCUGGAGUGCAGUUACACCUCAGCUAACUUGAUGAUCUUGCGUGUUUUUAUAACAAUGGGUACUAUUAAAGGUUUCAGAAACAAAAUUUCUUUAAAA